AUGAACCCGGCUUCUCAGGAAAUUGACCAUGAUUUUGAGUUUGAGGAGAUGCUGCGAUUUCCUUGGGAUACUACCAAGCCUCGCGAAUUCAGCUUGGAAGGGCCGCCUUCCAAGUGGCCUUAUCUGAUUAACCGCUCAGCUCGGAAUGCCGAAUGUUGGAGACGACACGACGAGGACGAAUUUGCAAAGAAUUUCCUCCUCUAUUCUAAAUCACCUGAUUUUGACGCCAAAACUCUUUACUUUCAACUGCUUCGCGAAUGGCUUCUGAAUUGCGACGACAACCACGAAGAGUGCCGAGUACGGCAAGCGGAACACGAGUUCUGGCCGACAAGAGCCAUCUUUGUUGGAGACGAGCAUACUUUGAGUCUUGUCCAAGAGCCAGGUGGCAACCGGGACUAUCUCGUGUUAUCGCACUGCUGGGGCAGCCCAACGGGUGAAGAAUGGAGCCGCUUCUGCACAACACCGCAGAAUUAUCAUCGUCGAUUGGAGGGGUUUAACUUGGAUGGCCUGCCAAAGACCUUCCGGGACGCAGUUAAAGUGAUACGGCAGCUCGGGAAGCAGUACCUCUGGACUGAUGCUCUCUGCAUCAUCCAAGGUUCCCAAGGUGAAUGGGAAAGCGAGGCUGGCAAUAUGGAGCACGUCUUUGCCAACGCCUACUGCACUAUCACAGCAAACUGGGCUCGCGGGUGGAAAGAUGGUUUCCUGGAGCCAAGUCUAUGGGAUCAAAUCAACCCAGGAAGUGCGGGAUGCAACUGCCGCCUUGACUCGGACGUUGAUAGAGGGCCCCUGAUGAAGAGAGCCUGGGUUCUGCAGGAGCGGGUACUGUCUCGACGCAUCAUUAAUUUCACUGCGAAUCCUGAACAUGGGGCACACACAUAUUGGAAAUGCGGUGAUGGAAUCCGCUGCCAGCAGUUUACGAAGUUAACAGCGCAAGUCUAA
Molecule: messenger RNA, 939 nt
Organism: Fusarium falciforme
Lineage: Eukaryota; Fungi; Ascomycota; Sordariomycetes; Hypocreales; Nectriaceae
Product: HET domain-containing protein
Exons: 1
Coding region: 1-939 (312 amino acids)
Source: RefSeq, a predicted model, not a curated record